GCCGCGCGCGGGGCUCGGGGCAGCGCGGGGCGGCGGCGCGAGCCAUGGCGGACCCUGAGGCGGGGCUGGGGGGCAAGGCCCGGCGGGCGGCAGGUGAUGUUGAUUCUGACCUUGGUUUCUGUGGAUGGAUCCUGGUGAUGGCUUCAUUUUUUUUCACUCUUGUUACAUUUCCUAUCUCAAUCUGGAUGUCCAUAAAGAUUGUGAAGGAGUACGAGCGAGCCGUCAUAUUCAGGCUGGGACGCAUAGUGAAGGGGGGAGCAAAGGGACCAGGCUUGUUUUUUGUCCUGCCCUGCACAGACAGCUUCAUCAAAGUUGAUAUGAGAACCAUCUCCUUUGAUAUUCCUCCUCAAGAGAUCUUGACCAAGGACUCUGUGACAAUUAAUGUGGAUGGAGUGGUUUAUUACAGAGUCCAAAAUGCCACCCUUGCUGUAGCAAAUAUCACCAAUGCUGACUCAGCCACACGUCUCUUAGCACAGACCACUCUGAGGAACGUUCUGGGGACCAAAAACCUUUCUCAGAUUCUCUCUGAUCGUGAAGAAAUUGCACACAGUAUGCAGGCCACGCUUGAUGGUGCAACAGAUGAUUGGGGCAUUAAGGUGGAACGUGUGGAGAUCAAGGAUGUGAAAUUACCUGUCCAGCUGCAGAGAGCAAUGGCUGCAGAAGCAGAAGCUGCCCGGGAGGCGAGAGCCAAGGUAAUUGCAGCUGAGGGUGAAAUGAAUGCUUCCAGGGCCCUGAAAGAGGCAGCUAUGGUUAUUGCAGAGUCCCCUGCUGCUCUUCAGCUUCGCUAUUUGCAGACCUUGACCACCAUUGCUGCAGAAAAGAAUUCCACCAUUGUCUUCCCACUGCCUGUAAAUAUGCUGCAGGGAAUCAUAGCUGCAAAUCACUAGGUGGAGUGGGAGGAGAGAGGCUGGGGUGGGUUUUAUAGUCAGGCAAAUGCUUGCAACACUGAGCUCCUUGUGUAUUGUAGCUUAUGGCAGUGUAAACACAGCAGGUUUGCUGAGGAACCUCAUACUAAAUGCGUUAUAAAACUUACAUGUAGUGUUUGUGAAAACAGACAGUCAAAAUCCUUGAAAUUGAAAACUUCUAAAAAUUAGUACAAGCAGACUGUGAUCUUAAAUAAGCAUGUAUCCAUAGUGUCCUGGAUGGGAUGCCUUUAACUUCUAACCUCCCAUUUUCAAAUAGUAUCUAAAACUAUCUGUAGUGAAGAUGAGAUGAUCCAACAUAUUUGGAAAGAGAACUAUUCCUUGUAAUAACUGGGUCUGUAGCCCUACAAGAAAAGCAGAACAGCCCUAACUGUAUUCUCUAUGUGAUGAAGUCAUACGAUGGUUGUCAUCUGGAUUGGUUUCCUGGUUUACACAAGGAAAAGUAAUGGAAGUUGAUACAGGAGUGAGAAUACUAUACUGGGUACUUCUGAAAAUCAGGCUCAAUACUCCCUAAAAUAGUCCCCCCAUUCAUAAGAAACAGUUGUUAGCCAAUGUUAUUGAAGUGGAACUUUUCAUCUCUGUUCUGCCACCCAGAAAUGGCAUAAAAAUGCUGUAGUUAUGGAUACAAAAUGCUGCAGUCACUGCUGGGCUGUCCUGUUGUUAUGGUGGUGUGCUGUACAGGUCUGUGCUUCUUUAGAGUACUGCAAAGUUGUUAGGUCUGCCUUUAUCUGUCUUUUAAACAUUAUUUUAAAAAGCCUGAGUACUAACUCAGGCAUUUUAUCCAGGUCUAAAACCUGCUUCUCUAGGAAGUAACAUCUCUGUAAUUAGCAGGGGGGGUGCUAGUUAGCAAAAUGCUGUACUGUUUAUAAUCUAACAAAUUAGGGAUUUACCUGGUGAUGCAGCUUCUGAGCAGACCCACAGUAUUUGCUGUGACAUUAAGGCCUUAUAUUUAAUACCAAAAGCAUUUAAUCUUCAGUUUGUGUGGUCUUGAGCUGUAAGUCUGUGAAACUGUAUUCUUAUUUUGUACCUGUUUAGUAGAUACAAUUACAGAUUAAAAUGAGAGGAUUAGAGUCAGCAUGGGGGGGAGGCUCUUUAGGCUACCACCACCAGAGUUUGGUGUCUGGUCUUUAAUCUUUGGGAGGUGGCAAUGAAAAUGAAAAGGCAAGCUGACUGACGUGUCCUUCUCACAUUGGCCAGCACAAGGUUCCUGUCUUGCAUUCUGUCACCUUUCUGCUACAAUCAGUUCUGCGUUCACAGGUAUUUAAGGGCAAGGUCUGUUCACUGUGCCUUACUGCUCUGUGCCUUUGGCCUUGGUAGGAAGUGGUGCCCAAGCACUGUGGGGGCCUUAGCAAACUGGCACUGUUUCUUCUCUGCCAGUUUGCUGUCCACUUUUUUUCCUUCCUCUGCAUCCCAGCAGCAGUGUGAUGGCUGCACAGAUUAAUUUGUCAGUGCUGCAAUUAAUGUAAGCUGAGCUUGACUUUUGCUGGGAGAAGGGAGAGACAAAGCUGUAAUACUUAGCAUUACUGUGUCAUGCACUUGGAAGUGGGAAACGGAGAAACUGCACAGCUUGAGGUGACUCCUUGGGGAAAAGGAGUGAAUCUCUUAACUCCUCUUGUUGCUGCUGUUGCUGGCCACCCCUGGGAAUUCUUGUUGACACCAGGAGUGUGUUUUUUGCUCUCAUUCUGAAUAAAAAAAAUCCUGUUUACUAA
Molecule: messenger RNA, 2632 nt
Organism: Apus apus (common swift)
Lineage: Eukaryota; Metazoa; Chordata; Aves; Apodiformes; Apodidae
Gene: STOM
Product: stomatin
Exons: 7
Coding region: 45-887 (280 amino acids)
Cellular component (GO): plasma membrane
Source: RefSeq, a predicted model, not a curated record